AUGUACAGCUCGCCAAUCUUGUCGACCGUCACAGAUGAAUCAAAGCACCUUGGUGGUGGUGUUGGCCUCAUGAGUCAGUCGAUGGCAACAGGCAACAACAUUAACAAUAACAACAACAAUAACAACAACAACAGUGGCAAUAGAACAAACAGUAGGAGUGCCAUUGGACACCAACCACACAAUGUCAACGUCAACGUCAAUGGCAAUGCAUAUGAUGAGGAUGAUAAGCAUCAGAAGUAUGCAAACAGUCAACCAUCGGCAGCAUCAUUGCUCAGUAAGCUGUCGGGUUUGCUUGGCGACAAGAGUCCAACUCUGACGGCGUCGACAUAUACACAACAAGCUCGCAUAGAUGGUGCCAAUAUGAAUAUGGGAGGAGGUGGAGGAGGUGGAGUAGGUGGUGCCGUUGUUGAUAACAACAAUGUUGUGCUAAAGAAUGAUGUCAUAUCGAUUGGUGACAGUCAGGGCAACUUUGAUAUCUACUCCACUGGCAACGAUGAGGAGACUGCAAGAACAGAGCUGCUUCAGGCUCAUCCGACACACACCCUGAUGCAAGAGCAUCAGGCAUUGCUACACGAGGAGAAACAACAACAACUAUUACAACAACAACAACAGAUGCACGAUCAAUUUACAAUGUCAUCACAAUCAGCAGCGAGCAAUGGAUUCUUCCAAGUGAUGGUGUGCACCGUAAACAUGCUCCUGUUGUACCUGCUAUAUGGCCUGCUGCAAGAGUUCAUUUUCAAGAAGCAGGAGGUCAAUUUCUUCAACAUCUACUCAUUCUCUCAGUUCUUUGUAUCAUUUCUCAUAUCUGUGCGCAGCGUCCUUAGACAGGCCGCCGACUCUAUCAAGCCAAUGACAUCACCAUCGCUCAACCCACAGCAACAGCAGCAGCCAGACGCCGCUGCGUCGAUGCGCCACUUUUUGAAGCGACUGUCGUUCAACAAGCUGCGACUGUACAUCAUCCUCUCGCUCGUGCUCAUCUCCACCAAGAUCCUGGCGAACGAAUCGCUACGCUUCAUCAACUACAAAACCAGGGUGAUGUUCCAGUCGUCCAAGCUGAUACCGGUAAUGGUGAUUGGCGGCUUCAUGUUCAAGCGAUCCUACUCACUGGUCAACUACAUCUCUGUGCUGGCCAUGACUGCCGGCCUGGUCCUAUUCUCAAUCGGAGACUCUUCCUCAUCUCUAACCUUUUCACCUAUGGGCCUACUUAUCGUGAUGGUCUAUGUAUUCGUCGAGUCCACAAAGUCAAUCCUCUACGAGAAGAUAUUAAGAGACUUCUCUUCAGAGAUGGAGUUGUCACUGUUCACCAAUUUCUUUAGCUCAAUUGCUACUCUACCCAUUGUAUUCAUGUCUGGAGAAUUCCAGAACUCACUGGUAUUCUUCCGAGACAAUAUUAACAUAUUAAUAUUAUUAAUUAUAUUCAUUCUACUUGGUUACUAUGCCAAUAUAUCAUUCUUAUAUUUGAUGAAGAUUAGCGAUUCGUUCUAUGCGAAUGUCGUGUCGACCUUCCGCAAGUUCAUAACGAUUAUCAUCUCAUUCAUAUUCUUCAAAGAUACAAUGCUGCCGUACCACGUUUGGGGAAUGCUCAUCUUCUUCACGGGCGUAGGCCUGGAGUUGAAGCACAGCUACACGACCAAAUCUGCCAAGUCAUCCAAAGCAUCUUUGAAAGAGUCUACUCAGGCCAACAUCAGCAGCAGCAACAACAAUUACGACACAAACAGUAUCAAUAAAAUGGUUUGA
Molecule: messenger RNA, 1737 nt
Organism: Acytostelium subglobosum LB1
Lineage: Eukaryota; Evosea; Eumycetozoa; Acytosteliales; Acytosteliaceae
Exons: 3
Coding region: 1-1737 (578 amino acids)
Biological process (GO): transmembrane transport
Cellular component (GO): endoplasmic reticulum membrane; Golgi membrane
Molecular function (GO): 3'-phosphoadenosine 5'-phosphosulfate transmembrane transporter activity
Source: RefSeq, a predicted model, not a curated record